CGCUCAUGUAUUUUUUUAGCGCGUCGGCCCAAAACGCACGGUUAACAACUGAUUCCGAUUCAGCUGAAUCAGCAUCCGGUCAGCUGAACAGGACUUUGGGCUCCGUGUAACCCAAAAGAACAUCCGUGAUUUCAUUCAAAAAUGGCAACAAAUCCUCCCAAAUUCAAAGUUUCGGUCGUUGAUGAUGAAAGGCUGCAAAACUUGAAAAAUACUUUUGAAAGACAGUAUGGAGGAUCACCUCUCUUCUAUGCAUGUGCACCUGGAAGAGUCAAUCUCAUAGGAGAGCACAUUGAUUAUUGUGGCUUCUCUGUGCUUCCGAUGGCAAUUGAACAGAAUAUUCUUGCUGCCGUCUCGUUAAAUAAUUCAGGGACGAUCCAACUAUCUAAUAUUAAUCCUCUCUACAGCAAUAUCACAGUGUCCACCUCAGAGGAAAUUGUUAUUGACAAAAAUAACCCAAAGUGGUAUUAUUAUUUCCUGUGUGGAGUUAAAGGCAUUCAGGAGAAGUUUGGGAUCGCACGUUUACAGGGAAUGUCAUGUGUCAUCGACGGAAACGUUCCUCCAAGCUCCGGCCUGUCCAGUUCUAGUGCUCUGGUUUGUUGUGCUGGACUCAUAACAAUGGAGGCAAAUCAGAAGUCCCUCUCCAAAGUAGAUCUCGCAGAGACAUGUACCAAAUGUGAGAGCUACAUUGGCACCGAGGGAGGCGGCAUGGACCAGUCCAUCUCAAUCCUGGCAGAGAAAGAAACUGCAAAACUGAUUGAAUUUGGACCUUUGAGGACCACUGAUGUCCCACUCCCUGACAGUGCUGUAUUUGUAAUUUCCAACUCAUGUGUGGAGAUGAAUAAAGCGGCAUCUUCUCAUUACAACAGCCGUGUGGUGGAUUGUCGGAUCGCGACAAAGUUGCUGGCCCAAGCUAAAGGUUUGAACCAGAAAGAGUUUUUGAAGCUGGCCCAGGUGCCGACAGAGAUAAAUGCAUCUCUGGAAGAGAUGCUGGCACUGGUGGAGGAAGUCCUACAUCCUGAACCGUACAGCCGAGAUGAGAUCUGUAAGAUUUUGGGAAUCACCUCCCAGCAGUUCUCCACAGAGUUGCUUAGUGCUAAUACUCAACACGUAACUCAGUUCAAGCUAUACCAGCGAGCCAAGCAUGUAUACGGCGAAGCAGCACGUGUGCUACGCUUCAAGAACGUGUGUGACUGUGCACCUAGCGAUUCGAUGCAGUUACUGGGUGACUUGAUGAACCAAAGCCACGCGAGCUGCAGAGAUCUUUAUGAGUGCAGCUGCCCUGAACUGGACCAAUUGGUGGACAUUUGCCUGAAAUCGGGUGCUGUAGGCUCCCGUCUGACAGGAGCAGGUUGGGGCGGCUGCGCUGUGUCCAUGGUUCACAGGGACAAAGUCCAGUCUUUCUUGCAAGCAGUAAGGAAAGCUUACUACCUCCCUGACCCACGAAGAGCAGCAAUGGAAAAGCAAAGUUUGUUUGUAUCAAAGCCUGGAGGAGGAGCUGCAAUUUAUUUUGAGAAAUGAUGUGUAUUGUUAUAUACAGUA
Syngnathus acus (greater pipefish) is the source of this 1539-nucleotide messenger RNA. It is a transcript of the gene galk2, whose product is annotated as galactokinase 2. Gene Ontology annotation, cellular component: cytosol; cytoplasm. The transcript has 10 exons. Gene Ontology annotation, molecular function: ATP binding; galactokinase activity. The record is from RefSeq and is a predicted model, not a curated record. Gene Ontology annotation, biological process: carbohydrate phosphorylation; galactose metabolic process. Lineage: Eukaryota; Metazoa; Chordata; Actinopteri; Syngnathiformes; Syngnathidae. The coding region runs from base 142 to 1518 and encodes 458 amino acids.